AUGGUGUAUGUAGGAGUAAAUGUUUUAGUAAUAGAAUCUAAAACCGAGGACGGGUGUAGAGUCCUUUUAAAUCGUUCAGAUUUAAUUCAGCUACAGAACUUGGAAUGGAGUAUUGCUGUGAGUAUACGGGAAAAAGAUAUUUUCAUCAAACCUAAAAUUAUAAAACAAAUGAACGAAUAUUUCGAGAAUUUGAUCGGGAAAAUUCUUCAAGUGGAUACACCGCCUAAAAAUGUUGAUGAAAUGCAAAUUUUCAUUAACAACCAAGAAGUUAAGCAAACCAGUGAAAACCAAUUCCUCAACCAAAUUAAAAUGUUUGCACCUACACAAUUAGCAGAACUUUGUAUGAAUCGUCUGGUGACACCAAACACCCUGGAGCCAUAUGACAAGAAUUUUAGAAGCCCGUCAUUAAUGAUACCAAGCUAUUCACCUGUCAACGCUGGUAACUACAAAUUGUACGAAGACUCCAUUAGAAGUAAUGGAUUUAAUCUGACGGAUGAGGAAUAUGAUUUAUCUAAGCCGAUAGAUCAUUUUGAUGGCCCAAGGUCACCCGAUGAAAACUGUAGCCAACAACUGUCGUUCGACGAAAAUGAUGGGCCUGAUUUUUUCAAUCCAAACCAUGCAUCGUCUCAAUUCAAGACACCACGGACAUCUCGAUCAACUAGUGCUGAUCCCCAAACACCGUUGCGUAAAGUAAAACAUAGACUAUUCUAA
This is a messenger RNA of Metopolophium dirhodum (rose-grain aphid), 711 nucleotides long. RefSeq lists its product as uncharacterized. The coding region runs from base 1 to 711 and encodes 236 amino acids. The transcript has 3 exons. The record is from RefSeq and is a predicted model, not a curated record. Lineage: Eukaryota; Metazoa; Arthropoda; Insecta; Hemiptera; Aphididae.